Messenger RNA from Xyrauchen texanus (razorback sucker), 3004 nucleotides. Its product is annotated as transient receptor potential cation channel subfamily V member 4-like. Gene Ontology annotation, molecular function: calcium channel activity; protein binding. The record is from RefSeq and is a predicted model, not a curated record. Gene Ontology annotation, cellular component: membrane; cilium. Lineage: Eukaryota; Metazoa; Chordata; Actinopteri; Cypriniformes; Catostomidae. The coding region runs from base 273 to 2897 and encodes 874 amino acids. Gene Ontology annotation, biological process: calcium ion import across plasma membrane; osmosensory signaling pathway; actin filament organization. The transcript is spliced from 18 exons.
GAAAGAUGAAGCCGCUUUGAAAGUAUCCCAAUGCGCUGCUGUACGGAAACGCGUUUGAGAUCAUGAACGGAAAAUAAACUAGUGAUUCUACGUAUAAGACGAAAACGACUGAAAGGUCUUUCAUCUUUACGGCUUUGUUUAGGCCCCUGUUGGUCCCCUGACAUUUAUCGGGUCCCCUGAGAAGGAAUUUGUAUUGAAGAACUGCGCACAGGAUUCAAGGCAAUGAGUGAAAGAGGAUAGUAGAGCAAGGACAGGAAAAGAUGUGAAGAGAGAUGGAGAACAGCAUCGGGAAUGUUGGUUUCUCUGCUUCUACUCUACUAAGGCGCAAUCGUUUGGCCAUGACAGAGUCUGACAUGUCCAUGCUAUCCAGGAGUGCUACCCAGGACUCAUCAGUGGUUAAGGGCACUUCAGCAGAUGGGGAUCCUAACUUCCCCAUGUCUUCUCUGGCAGAACUACUGGAGAAUGAUGAUGGACCACAACCAACCCAAGAUUUACCCCAGGAUGCAGUUCGAUCUGGGCAACAGGGUGAAAGCAAGCAGAACAUGCGGAUAAGAUUCCCAGGGGCCUUUAAAAAGGCUGUUCCUAACCCCAUGGACCUUCUGGAGUCCACCAUAUCAGAUUAUCCAGUGGCACCUGGCCCAAAGAAGGCUCCAAUGGACUCCCUCUUUGACUAUGGCACGUGUAGAGAGGUUAACAACCAGAAAAAAUGGAGGAAGAAGCUUCCACGGGGAAAAGCAGAGAUUGAGAUGUCAUGUGAUGAGGGAUCCCCAGACCCCCCAGUUCUUAAAGUCUUCAAUCGCUGGCUGUUGUUUGAAGCUGUAUCUCGAGCAGAUCGGAGAGCUCUGGAUGGUCUAUUGCAAUACCUACAGUCACAUGAAAAGAGGCUAACAGAUGAGGAGUUCAAAGAGCUUUCUACGGGGAAAACGUGCCUGCCAAAAGCACUGCUGAAUCUGCACAAUGGUCAGAAUGACACCAUCCCUAUGUUGAUGGACAUCGCAGAACAGACAGGAAACCUUAGAGAAUUCAUCAACACGCCCUUCAGAGAUGUCUAUUACAGGGGUCAGACAGCACUACAUAUUGCCAUAGAGCGCCGUUGCAAACAGUAUGUGGAGCUGCUGGUGGAGAAAGGGGCAGAUGUCCAUGCACAGGCCAGGGGCAGAUUCUUCCAACCUAGAGAGGAGGGAGGAUAUUUCUACUUUGGUGAGCUGCCCCUCUCACUAGCAGCUUGUACCAACCAACCAGACAUGGUGCAUUACCUGACUGAGAAUGCCAACAAGACGGCAGAUCUGCGAAGACAGGACUCCCGGGGAAACACAGUCCUGCAUGCCCUGGUUCAUAUUGCAGACAACACUCGGGACAACACACGUUUUGUCACUAAAAUGUAUGACUUACUGCUUACUAAAUGUGCCAAACUCUACCCAGACGGCAACCUGGAGAAUGUGCUCAAUAAUGAUGGCAUGUCCCCUCUUAUGAUGGCCGCUAAGCUUGGGAAAAUUGGGGUGUUCCAGCACAUAAUUCGGAGAGAGAUCAAAGAUGAGGAAGCUCGUCACCUCUCCCGGAAGUUUAAGGACUGGGCCUAUGGACCCGUGUACUCAAACCUCUAUGAUCUGUCCUCCCUGGAUACCUGUGGAGAAGAAGUCUCUGUUCUGGAGAUUCUUGUCUACAACAGCCGGAUUGAGAAUCGCCAUGAGAUGCUGGCAGUGGAACCCAUUAAUGAGCUGCUGAGGGCCAAGUGGCAGAAGUUUGCUGCUGUGACCUUCUACAUCAGUGUGUUUUCCUACCUUUUUACCAUGGUCGUCUUCACUCUUGUGGCCUACUAUCGCCCAUCAGUGGGAAAACCCCCUUACUCCUACAAUACUACAGAAGACAAGCUGCGUUUGGCAGGAGAGAUAAUAACCGUGGCAUCUGGAGUCUUUUUCUUUGUAACAAACAUUAAGGACCUUUUCCUGAAGAAGUGCCCCGGGGUUAAUUCCUUAUUUAUUGAUGGAUCCUUUCAACUCCUCUACUUCAUCUACUCUGUGUUGGUGCUGGUGGCUGCAGUGCUGUACUUGUCAGGAAUUGAGGCCUACGUGUCUGUGAUGGUGUUUGCUCUAGCACUAGGUUGGAUGAACACCCUCUAUUUCACCAGAGGCCUUAAACUCACUGGAACCUACAGCAUCAUGAUUCAGAAGAUUCUAAUCAAAGAUUUGUUCCGGUUCUUGCUGGUGUAUGUGCUCUUCAUGAUUGGCUAUGCAUCAGCAUUAGUUUCACUGCUGACCAUCUGUCCUGAUGAGGAGACAUGCAAGGAUGCAUGCCCCAAAUAUCCAGAAUGCCGAGAUACGAACACCUUCAGUGAAUUCCUGUUGGACCUGUUUAAGCUGACCAUAGGCAUUGGAGAGCUGGACGACAUGCUCAAAGGCGCACAGUACCCCGCCGUCUUCCUCAUUCUCCUAGUCACCUAUAUUAUUCUUACCUUCGUCCUGUUACUCAACAUGUUAAUUGCUUUGAUGGGGGAGACAGUGGGACAAGUGUCCAAAGAGAGCAAGGAGAUCUGGAAACUACAGUGGGCAACCACUAUCCUUGACAUUGAGCGUUCCUUCCCUGUGUGUCUACGGAGGUCCUUCCGUGUUGGAGAGAUGGUGACUGUGGGCAAGAACUUGGAUGGAAUACCAGACAAACGUUGGUGCUUCAGAGUUGACGAAGUAAAGUGGUCCCACUGGAAUCAAAAUCUGGGGAUCAUAAAUGAGGAUCCUGGCCAGAAAGACCAUUACGAACACACGCAGGGAGGGCGAGGUCUUCGAAGAGAUCGCUGGUCCACGGUCGUCCCAAGAGUGGUUGAUCUGAAUAGGGGCUCCAGAGACCAUGUUCUAGAGAUGGAGCCUCUCACGGGUAGACACAGACACAAGUCUGAAAGCUAAAGCAGGACAAUAGAGGGCCACAAACCCUUGAAACUGUUUUUAUAGAGGAAUUCUGUAUUUUCUUUAAGAUGUCAGAAUUUCGAGAGUUUUUAAAUAAAUAUCUAUAU